Frankliniella occidentalis (western flower thrips) is the source of this 1381-nucleotide messenger RNA. Its product is annotated as ice-structuring glycoprotein-like. NCBI's taxonomy places the organism in Eukaryota, Metazoa, Arthropoda, Insecta, Thysanoptera, Thripidae. Gene Ontology annotation, biological process: oogenesis; negative regulation of translation. Gene Ontology annotation, cellular component: perinuclear region of cytoplasm. Gene Ontology annotation, molecular function: mRNA binding; zinc ion binding. The record is from RefSeq and is a predicted model, not a curated record. The transcript has 6 exons. The coding region runs from base 126 to 1052 and encodes 308 amino acids.
CCUCGCCCCCCUCACGCGGAGCUCGACUGAGACGUGAGGGGCACCGCUGGGCUCUGACGCACUGCCGCCGCCCUCACUCGGCACUCGCGUCCGUGCUCUCGAGCUGUCCACAUCCAGGCCACGUCAUGAACCCGCAAGGAUCUGGCCGUGCGUUCGUGACGCUGCCGCCGACAGACGCGUCAUCACAGAUGUUCGCAAGCUUCCCAGAGAGCAUGUUCAGGGCCUUGAUGAACUCGGCCCGCCUGGUGGCGCCGACGGCCCUCUCGCCGGCGUCCUCGUCCUCGGCCCCGGCAGCGUCGUCCCAGCAGCAGCGAGUGGUGCCGGUACUCGUGCUGGUCCCCACGACCGCGGCGUCGUCGGCGUCCUCGUCGUCGGCGUCCUGGCAGCAGCAGACGGGGGGAGCGCUCGCCCGGCUGCUCUUCUCCGCGGAGGCGGGGGCCGUGGGGGCCGCGGGGGCAGGCCUGCAGUGGGGCGCAACUACUGCUCCUCCAGCACCCCCAGCCCCAGCGGCGCUCCCGGCGGCUCUCCCGGCGGCGCUCCCGGCGACGCGCCCUAGCAACAUGGACGCCGAGGACCUCCCCGUGUCCUUGCCGUCCUUCGGGGAGAGGACGGCGGCGGCUAAGAAGAUGCUGUGCGCGGCGCCCGGAGGCCCAGUGUUUUCUCGGUCCAUGUCUCUACCAGCAGCAACUGGGGCUGGACCUGUCUCACGUCGACCAUCCUCUCUCCCUUUUUUGGACAUUGAUUUCAAUAUCAAUUUAAUUGAGAAAAGAAAAAAUUCUGUCAGAAACAAAAAAAAAAUUUGUGGCUUCUGUAAAAAGAAUGGAGAGUCGGCGGAAAUUUAUGAGUCGCAUUCGCUAAAUGUGUACAAUGGAUGUGAGACAGUCAUAUCUUGUCCAGUAUUAAGGAGACUCAAAUGCGACAAAUGUGGCGCCACUGGUGACCAUGCCCAUACGAGGACACAUUGUCCGUUGUUAAGGGAAAAGCUACCAGUAGCUGUAAUACUAAAACAGACCCGUCGAAAGUGUGAUGGGUCUUUGAGGCAAUGCUUUUAAUUUUGGUAUUGAGUGUAUUAUGCUGUCAAUGGUGUAAAUUAAUAUUUCUGUUUGAUUGUGUGUUCUCUAAUUUUUAAUCUCAGGUAUUCAGCUUCAGCUGUCAAUUGUGUUUUAUAAAUUUAUAAUGUAUUAGGUGACAUUUUUUGUGUCUUUUGAUCUUCCUAUUAUUCGUAACCAGAUUGUAUGUAAGUACCCAAGGCAUGUGCCUUCAUAAUGAAUUUAAGUUAAAAUCAUGUAUCAUGUUAGUGAAGAUGCCUUAGAAUUUAUAUUUUGCAAAUACGUACAUGAAAUAUAUAUCGAUUGAAUAAACUCAGACAAAACUGAAGUAA